AUGCCCGCUAUUAUUCGAAGCCUCCGCGAUAACACCAACACGCUCACGAAACCUCGAGAUGUUACCGCGUGUCGACUGCGCAACCGCCUUCUCCCUGCUCUCCAACUCUGCUCCGACCUCCUCGAAUACCUUUUCUUACUCGGUGCCAACCUCGAAGCUGACGAAUACCACCGUCGGCGCACCGUCCUAGCUUAUUCUCAAGUAUGCCACGAUUGGAGGACCGCCGCACUAGCUACCAAAUCGCUUUGGGUUCAGCUGAUGGACUUCGACGACAUGUCCUGGAAAUGGAACGAGGAGAUGCUUCGCCGUUCACAUCCUCUUCCAGUAACAAUCGGCUCGUGCACGUUCCCCCCGCGUGAGAUGAACAAAGUAUCCUCGGAGUUGGGAUAUCUGGAAAGGAUCCGGACGUACAGGCUGGGGUUCGCGGAUGAGACAUGGGAGGUUCUUGAGGGAAAGCUGCGAGAGCCAGCGGCGAGUUUGGAAUACCUCAGCCUCGCGUACGUCCCACUCCACCCUUCGAAGACGCAUCGACCGUGGUAUAGCUUCCCUCUGAAUUUAUUCGACAAUUGCGCGCCGCAGUUUAGGCGGCUGAAACUCGAAGGUUGCAUCGUGGACUUCAACGCAUCUGUCCUUCGCUCGCUGACGUCAUUGAGCGUUCUCAACCUCGACGCCAAUCACAAAUUAGCGCCCAGUGCCUUCGAGUGGAUCGCCCUCGUCUCUACGUUACCUUUCCUCACCGACCUCUUUAUCAAAGACGCCAUCUAUUCAGCAUCAUCCCUAUCCGAGCCUCGUGUUCACUUUUCAAAAAUGCCACCCUCCAAAGUCCGUUUACACCGCCUCGCCUCGUUGCACUUAGAGGGAAAUAUCGGCGCCGUCGCAACGUUCCUCAAGUACGUCAUCCUUCCAGCAUCGUGUAGUCUGAGCGUAGCGUGUUCUGAGGCGCAACCCGGGGCGGAGAUGGAGGGCGUUUUGAGUUCGUUCGUCGAUGUCCUCGAGAGGACAAUUCGACGGCGACAGGAUACAGAGAAUCUCACAUUCCCUCUUCUUCUCUAUGCCCGUGCUUCAAGCAUCUAUAUUUCCACGGACGAACGCCACAAGGAUCACCCUCGUCCAUCUUCUCCAUUAUCUUCAUUGAACUUCGACCUCGAAUUCCAUGCGCACCUCUCAAGCAGCUGGGAACCCUUCCUAACUCCCAUUCUGUCCGCCUUCUCCGCUCCUGCCUUCUUAAGCAACACCAACAACGACGUCGGUCCAGUUUCUGCGAAUAACGGACUCGUCUCCUACAUCACCUCGCUGGAAAUUCUCCUACCCUCCUGCCAUUCUGCUCUCGCGCCAUUCCUCCGCAAAGCUACGCGACUCGAGGCGCUCAUCAAUCUUCCAGUGACGCUCGCGAAGAAUUUACUUCCCGAUCUACGACUUAUCCCGCCUCAUCGGUCCCAUUCGCCGCCCCCAACCGGGACGCAUAUGACUUUCAACCCUCCCUCGUCGUCCAUCUUGGCCCCCGUACCCUACCCGGAGGUCCCACUGCCUCUCCUACAUACGAUAUCGUUCAACGACGACAAAUCCACAUGGGGUGUUCCCUACGGCACUCUUCUGUCGUAUCUGCGUUGGCGCUCCGAGGACGCCGACGCUCCGCUCAGCCGCGUCAUUUUCCGCCGCUGCGUUUUGCUGGAGGAGAAGGCUUUGGAGCUGCAGGCUGUGGGCGUCGAAGUUCAGUGCGAUAAUGAAGGGACGCGGUGGCAGAAUUUAUGA
This is a messenger RNA of Cyclocybe aegerita, 1752 nucleotides long. Lineage: Eukaryota; Fungi; Basidiomycota; Agaricomycetes; Agaricales; Hemipholiotaceae. The record is from the annotation of a GenBank genome assembly.